Molecule: messenger RNA, 2876 nt
Organism: Epinephelus fuscoguttatus (brown-marbled grouper)
Lineage: Eukaryota; Metazoa; Chordata; Actinopteri; Perciformes; Serranidae
Gene: wipi2
Product: WD repeat domain, phosphoinositide interacting 2
Exons: 12
Coding region: 179-1462 (427 amino acids)
Biological process (GO): nucleophagy; protein localization to phagophore assembly site; protein lipidation
Cellular component (GO): extrinsic component of membrane; phagophore assembly site membrane; cytosol
Molecular function (GO): protein binding; phosphatidylinositol-3,5-bisphosphate binding; phosphatidylinositol-3-phosphate binding
Source: RefSeq, a predicted model, not a curated record
GCAUGCGCAGUAAGGGGGAGCAACAGCCCCUAUGACAAACAACAACAAUCACUACAGCAGGGCUGGAAAAAGAGAGAUGGCUCCUUGAAGCUCAACACUUCUGGCCCUUCACAGUACCGAUCCCAGCCCAGCUGCUGCUAUUUCCACCGGAGCUUUAUAUGUCGAUGGUGCCGAGCCCAUGAACCUGGCCAGUCAAAGCGGGGAUGCUGGCGGAAGCCAGCUCCUCUUCGCCAACUUCAACCAGGACAACACGUCCUUAGCUGUUGGCACCAAAUCAGGAUACAAGUUUUUCUCCCUGUCCUCUGUGGACAAAUUGGAGCAGAUAUAUGAAUGUACGGACACGGAAGAUGUGUGCAUAGUGGAGCGUCUGUUCUCCAGCAGCCUGGUGGCCAUCGUCAGCCUGAAGGCCCCCAGGAAGCUCAAAGUCUGUCACUUCAAGAAGGGAACUGAGAUCUGCAACUACUCCUAUUCCAACACCAUACUGGCUGUCAAACUCAACAGACAGAGGCUGAUUGUGUGUCUGGAGGAGUCGCUUUACAUUCACAACAUCCGAGACAUGAAAGUGCUGCACACUAUCAGAGAAACUCCACCCAACCCGUCAGGAUUGUGCGCCCUGUCCAUCAGCAAUGAUAACUGUUAUCUGGCCUACCCUGGCAGCGCCACGAUAGGAGAAGUGCAAGUGUUUGACACAGUCAACCUGCGAGCAGCUAAUAUGAUUCCAGCCCACGACAGCCCAUUAGCGGCUCUGGCUUUCGAUGCCAGUGGAACCAAACUGGCCACAGCCUCAGAGAAGGGCACAGUCAUCCGUGUCUUCUCCAUCCCAGAGGGACAGAAGCUCUUUGAGUUUCGAAGAGGAGUCAAGAGGUGUGUGAGCAUCUGCUCAUUGGCGUUCAGUAUGGAGGGCCUGUACCUGUCGGCCUCCAGCAACACAGAGACGGUCCACAUUUUCAAAUUAGAGACGCAGAAGGAGAAGUAUGUGCCAGCGGAGGAGCCCACCACAUGGGGAGGCUACCUGGGCAAGGUUCUGAUGGCGUCCACCACCUACCUGCCUUCUCAGGUUACGGAAAUGUUCACCCAAGGGCGAGCCUUCGCCACUGUUCGCCUGCCCUUCUGUGGACAUAAGAACAUCUGCGCCUUAGCUGUGAUUCAGAAGAUUCCCAGGUUGCUGGUGGCGGCGGCUGAUGGUUACCUGUAUCUGUACAACCUGGAUCCACAAGAGGGAGGGGAGUGCACACUUAUGAAGCAGCACAGGUUAGACGGCAGUGCUGAGCCAGCCAAUGAGAUCCUUGAGCAGGGGUCACAUGACCGCCCACUUGUGGCCCAAACCUACAGUGCUGCUGUCACUAAAGGUUACUGUGAAGAGCAGGGCGCCGUGGGCGGAGCAGGGCUAGAGGACGACCUCAACGACUUGCGUUUAGAGGAGGAGAACGAGCAGCCACCACUCAUCCUAGAAACUGACUGACUGACCUAACGGACGGCUGUACCCACCAAUCAGAGGGCUCCUCUGGUGCUGCUAUGAACAUGUGACACAAGGGGGGCACGGGCAGGAUCAAAGACAGGGGCGUUUUUAAACGCUCAGAGUGUUCAUGGGCCUGUCUGUCAGUCUGUCUGUGCGUUUGUCUGUUCACAUACAUGUCGACCUUUCCUUCCUCCCUCCCUCCCUCCUUCCUUCCUUCCUUCCUUCCCUCCCUCCUUCCUCUCUCUUCCCUCAGUUUGCCUGCGCAGGCCAAACUGACGCUUUGCAUGUACAUGUGCCAACUGCUAAAAACAUGCUCCGAUGUGAAUAUCUGUGAGUGUGUGUGUGUUGGACGUUUGAGGAAAAAAAAAAUGUAGCUGUGUCUGGGCUGAAGACACACAUAAGUAAGCACUGUGUAAACUGAAAGUGAUUGUGUAAGUGCCUCUCUGCCCCAGUGUCACGGUUUCUUGUGUCUGAGAGGGAGGAUCUCUUUGCAUUGGCUCAAUAAAAUCUAUUUUCAGUUGUCGGAUCUUAAUCGAGAGUGUGUGUACUGUCUUUUCUGACUCACAUAGUCACACACUGUCCUGCUGGGAGUGUGUUAGCACUCAUCUGGCUCCAGUUGACCCUCCAAAGAAUGAUUUAGAAGCCUUUGGCAUGAGGCAGAGGUGUUUGCGUUGAGGAGUGUGUGUUUGUGCGCUUGUCGUGAGGCCGCGUGUGUGUGUGUGUGUGUGUGUGUGUGUGUGUGUGUGUGUGUGUGUGUGUGUGUGUGUGUGUGUGUGUGCGCGCUGGGCAUGUACAUUAGCAAAAACACUGAGUGAUUAGCCUCCACUUGUCCCCCCCCCCCCUCACUUUUACCUCAUCCACACAGAGGCUCAGUGGACCCUCCCGCCCUCUCCCCCCUCCUCAGGCCUGCAGUCAUUGGUUGGUUUUAAACUGAUAUUAAUGAUCUUUUUUUAAAUCUACAUAACCAAUCAUAACCAACGAUGUGUCAUGCGUAAGAAAACAUGCAUGGUGUUGUUGAUGUGGUACUUUGUCCAUACAUUGAAGACAUGUGGGCGCUGAGGAUCAGUUUGAAGUCAGUCAGCAGAUCAGUUGAGAAAGGCAGGAGCUCUUCACCCUACUGUAUCUCUACUCUGUACAUUACUAGAUAUCAUAUUGUCAGGUUAUGACCGUGGCUUGAAGAUUUGACACUCUCUGGGACAGUCGAGUGAACUGUGGAUUAUAAUUUGAUUGAUCUGGAGCUCAGCCUCAUCGACUGGUCCAGGAUGCUGCAUGAAUCCCACAUUAAUCCUUUGGUGUGUGAGGCCGCUAAACGAGGAUUAGCCACGGGAUUGUCGAGCAUUUUCUAAUGAUUUUGUAUAAAAUGUGAAACGUUCAUCUGAAACUAAAAUGAAAAUAAAUUCCAUGUUGAUGUAUGAGA